UGUACUUCCUGAAUGAAUAGCCUUUCCGUCCUCAUUUGGAAUAAAUGAAUGCGACACAAAUAUGCAGGGUAUUUCGGAAGAUGCACUCGAAUUAAUGUGGCGUACUCAAGCUAGGAUUGACGCCAAGAAACACAAAUCAAUGCGUUAUAAAAGAGGUACGGGCAGCUGUGUUCUUUUUAUCCUUGACUUUUCUGGGAGUAUGCGAGGAUCAGGAAUGAUAAGUCUUAAGCAAGGAGUGUUUGAUAUUUUAGAUGAGUUUUCAGAUCACUCUGAGCUUGGUGAAAAUGUUGCUAUCCUUAUAUUUGGAGAGGAAACUAAAUUUAUACAUUAUUACUCCAACCAUUAUGCCGAAAUCAAACAAAGCCUAGAAAACAUUGAGCCAUGUGGCCCGUCUCCUCUCACAGCGGGUUUUUUAUUGUCUCUUGGGGGUUUAUACGAAGGAUCAUCUCAUGUACAGAAAGUUGGAGAUUUCCUUUUGACUGCAAGGGUUGUCCUUUUCACAGACGGUAGACUGACUGAUUUUUCGAAUGAAGACGCAAAGGAGAAUGAAGCAGAACAACAUCUUAGUCAAUCAAUUUUAAGGUCAUUGUUUUCAGUAACAAGUGAUAUCGGGAGAAAUCACCCAAUAUUCUGUUUUCCGGUCGGCGAUAAUCCUAAUUACGAUUUACUACACGAAAUUUCAAAGCAAUCUAAAGGUGGCCAAGUUUUGGAGAUUAACAAAGCGAGAUGGUUUGGAAAAUAUUCGCUUCAUUAUAGAGGAGCAGACAUUGCUUAUAGAAUGACAGACCAGACCACAGUCGACAGAGAAGUCUUACGAACAGUGGUUACCUCCGUGAUGUCAUGGCCAACAUACGAAGAGGAAGAUUUGGAUACAAUACACGAGUUACUGAGCCAAAGAACAAAUAUCAUUGCGACUCAAGAAAGGGUUACUGAAGAUCCAGCUGAUGAAUACCAUCAGGAAAAGUUUGCCACUAUCCCUAAGCUUGGUACAAGAGUACGACGUGGUCCCCACUGGACGUUUGCAAACCAGGAUAGCGAGGGAGCCGGAACAAUUGUUGGACACGGAGAUUUAGCUGGAACAGUGCAUGUUGAAUGGGACACUGGGCUUCGUUUUCCAUAUAGUAUUGGAUGUGGAGGUCUAUACAAUGUUGUUGUUUGUGAUGAACCUAGAAUCCCUGAUGAUGGAUUCGCAGCUGUUGGUUGUUUAGUAAAGCGAGGUCCGGACUGGAAAUGGGAAGAUCAAGAUGGCGGAGUGGGAUCAAUUGGGACGAUUUACAGAGUAAAGGAUGAUGCAACUGUUUACGUACGUUGGCCUAGCGGCAGAAACAGCAAUUACAGAUUUGGAUUCGAAGGAAAAUUUGACAUUGAAGUUUGUGAUCCUUUUUCUCCAGAAGUGAUACAAGCUGUAAGAGAACAACAGAAAGGGGCGCAGUGUUUCAAUUCUGAUAAAAAGAGAUGUAAUGAUUCAAAGGGGAUGUUCAACAAAGAUGACACGACAAAAAGUAAAUAUGAAACAAAAGAAGUCAUUGUAUCCACCAAAGACUUGCAAGUAUCCUCAGAUUCCAAAAAACAAGAAACAUUCAAAACCCAUUCGCCUGAGACAGCAUUCUUCGAUAAAUCAGGUAUACGGAAAAGACUUAUCUCGGGUGACGAAAGACAUAUUCUCUCCGAUGAAAUUCAAAAAAGCAAUUUAAUCGUUGCUGAUGAUAACGACAUACAGACAGACUCUGCUUGUGAACAGCCACAUGUCUGCAUAGCAAAGAGAAAUCCCAACUAUUGGAAAUCUGACUCGAGAACCGACUGUAAAACUGAACAUGAAAAUAUCAACGCUUUUAAAAAUGCAGAAAGUUUUGAUGUUCCCAAUGAAUUUAAUAAUGUCUUUUUAGAAGAAAGUUUCUUUGGAAGCAAACUUUCUGAUGGUAAUGAGACGUCAUAUCCUCAAAAUUAUAAUUCAGACGCAGUUUACGAUUGCUUUCAUGGGGCCAUGGAAGAAAAUGUCUCAAAUAACAAUGUACAAAAUGUUCAUCAUUCAGAAAAAAUAACGGAUGACCUAAAUUGUCGCUGGCAAUGGCUUAACUGCAAUGGCGUUUGGGUAGAAUAUCCAGAUUAUGUUAAUAGUCAAAUCAAUCAUAGCCUUCACAAACGUCCCAAGGCGUCUGUUGUGAUACAAUAUCAGGAGCAAAGUUUUAGAAUAGUAGCAUCCAAAUCCAUACAGAUCAACAUUGAAUCCAAGGAAAGAACCGAAAUACGCUGUAAAAAUUCAAAUGACAAGGUGUCAGAUUGGAAGGAAAGCAAUUUGUCCAUCCGAGUGGCUACAAAUCAACCUUAAAUUCAUGAACUGAAAUAUGGUGACAAAAUGACAAGGUGUCAGUUUGGAUGGAAAGCAAUACAGGGUCUUCAUUCAUAGCUGCGAAACAGAAAUCAACUGAAGAGAGAUUCAAACUCAAAAUCAUAGAAUGAAGAUGGCGUUAGAACGAUUGAACAAUAUAUAUUGAAAUAGCAGUCUUAUAUUACGUAUAUUACUUUUUUGUCUAUACAUUGUAUUUGUAUAUAUUUAUUGUAACUAGACUUUGACCCGUGUGUGCACGGGUUGACAUUGCAUAUGAUAUCGGAUAUUAACGAAAUAGAUACAUCGACACACCGAAUUAUUGACAUUUACAUUUUAAACAAGCUUUAAGCCUACAAUAAUGCUAUUAAUUUCACUACACUCUGCUUAGUUAGAAUAAUCUAACUGUGUCUCGGGACAGGCCUUCACCAUUGUUCACCACAGUUUAAAUGCCUUCCCUACACCCGUAAUGUACAUGCAACAAUAAAUUGCAGAAAAAAUUGCAGAAUCGCUUCGAAAAGAUUUUUGUAGAAAAUUUAUGAAGCUGCAUUGAAAAUAACAGUUAAAUUAUUCAUAACAAACCAUUUUGAGGCUGUAAAUACCUUUCAUCUAAAAUUUAAUUCAUAUUAAUGAAGAAUUCAGCAAUUGUUUUACUCGCUUCGAUAUUUACACACCAUGUUGACUUUGGGGAUUUUUCAUAUUAAAUGGACUGAGUUAGAGUUAACUCCUGUAUAUCCUUCGAUGAGCAGAAUAUAUGACAAAUUUUCAAUGAAAAAACACAUAUAUGUAAUAUCGUUUCCGAGUUUAUCUAUGCAAAUGCGAUAUUGUUGAAACAUAAACAUAAAUUGUA
Magallana angulata is the source of this 3176-nucleotide messenger RNA. RefSeq lists its product as uncharacterized. Bases 62 to 2329 code for a protein of 755 amino acids. Lineage: Eukaryota; Metazoa; Mollusca; Bivalvia; Ostreida; Ostreidae. The record is from RefSeq and is a predicted model, not a curated record. The transcript is spliced from 17 exons. Gene Ontology annotation, cellular component: cytoplasm. Gene Ontology annotation, molecular function: ubiquitin-protein transferase activity; metal ion binding. Gene Ontology annotation, biological process: protein ubiquitination.